CGCCCGCCCGGCCCCGGCCCCCAGGAGGAGGCGCUGACGCAGCAGCGUGGAGCCCGGGAAUUGAGCGCCCCCGGGGGGUUCCAGCCGCCGGAUUCCAGCCCGGCCGGGGCCUGCGGGAGCCCAGAGCCGCGCCGUCCGCGCCACCGUCCCGCUUGGAGGUACUCCAUGACACACACUCGGAGGAAGUCUCUUUCCAUGCUGAGUUCGGGCCCCACGGGCCGCCAGGAGCCCCUGCAGAUGGAAGGCAGCAGUAUGGAGCAGGGGGCAGAGGGUGUGGAGCCAGGUCCUCCUGAGAGCCCAGGGCACCUCACGGGGCGUCGCAAGAACUACCCACUGCGGAAGCGCCCUUUAAUUCCCGAGAAGCCCAAGGCCUGCAAAGUGCUGCUGACCCGCCUGGAGAAUGUGGCUGGUCCACGGAGUGCAGAUGAGGCUGAUGAGCUGCCCCCCGACCUGCCCAAGCCCCCUAGCCCGGCCCCAUCCAGUGAGGACACUGGCCUCCCCCAGCCCCGCAAGCGGCGCCUGGCCUCCCUCAACGCCGAGGCCCUCAAUAACCUGCUGCUAGAGCGGGAAGAGACCAGCAGCCUGAUGGGCACCCGCCGCAGCCGAGGGGGAGACCCGCACCGCAGCCGGGACCGUGAUCGGGCCACUGGAGGCUGGGCCUCCUCCAAGAAGCGGCCUCGGCUGGGGGACCUCGGAGGAGGAAGUCGGGACCUGUCCCCAGAGCCAGCACCGGAUGAAGGGGCCCGCCGAGAUGGUGAUCCAGCUCCCAAGAGACUGGCCAGCCUGAAUGCAGCUGCCUUCCUAAAGCUGAGCCAGGAGCGGGAGCUACCCCUGCGGCCGCCUCGUGCCCACCCAGAAGCAGAUGGGCACUCCACUGAGCCACCAGCACUGAGGGCCCCAAGGCCAAAGUGGGCCAAGGUCAAUGGCAAGAACUAUCCCAAGGCCCGACAGGGGGCUGGCUCUGGGGAGGCUGCAGGCCCACCCGGCUGGCAAGGACACCCCGAGGAGCCAUGGCCAUCUGCCACCCCUCAUGGGCCAUCCAGCCAGCCACCUUACCAGCCCCUGAACGAGGCUCUGGAGAGCCCCUUGGGGCUGCGCCCUCACCUGCCCCUGCUGAUGGGUGGGCAAGCAGCCUUGAAGCCGGAGCCCGGGCGCCCAGGCGAGGAGUCACCUGCCCCCAAGCAGGAACUGCACCAGCCCUCUUUCCCCGCACCCCAGCUCUCCCCACUACCGAUGCCUGGCAACCCCGCCGACUACAGUGGCCUGUGUGGUGGGCCUGAGCUCACUGCACUAGGCAGCUUCUACCUGUACUGCAGCCAGGCAGGGCUGCGGUGUGGGGGCUACUCCUCCUGCUCUGUGCUCCCCGAGGGCAAGCUGUCCCCAGUGGCUGCAGCUAACGCGGGGCUCCUCUUGGCCCCGAGCUCAGUGCCCGCUGCGGGCACCCACUUCCAGCACCCUCCGUGGGGUUCUCGCUACUGCUCCAGUGAGGAUACUGGAGUGAAUGGCUACAGCAUCUGUGAAAUGUUGCCCCCGUCUCUUACCCACAUCGGCACUACCUGUGGCGGCUGCCCCUACAAAAUGCCUUUUGCAGCAGAAGGCUGCAGGUCCCUGGGCCAGCUGGAAUUUCCUCUCCCGGAAGCCGGCCACCCUGCCUCACCUGCCCACCCCCUCUUGGGAUGCCCUGUGCCCAGCGUGCCACCUGCAGCAGAGCCUGUCCCCCAUCUUCAGACACCCACCUCGGAGCCCCAGACGGUAGCUCGCGCAUGCCCUCAGAGCGCCAAGCCUCCUAGCGGCUCCAAAUCAGGUCUGCGCACGGGCUCCAGCUGUAGGCACACUGCGCGGAGCAAGGCUGCCCGCAGGCCCAGCCACCCCAAGCAGCCUCGUGUCCAGCGCCCACGUCCCCGUCGCCGCCGCCGCCGCCGCACUAACGGCUGGGUGCCCGUUGGGGCUGCCUGUGAGAAAGCCGUCUAUGUCUUGGAUGAACCGGAACCAGCCAUCCGAAAGAGCUACCAGGCGGUAGAGCGGCAUGGAGAGACGAUCCGAGUCCGGGACACUGUCCUGCUCAAGUCAGGCCCUCGAAAGACGUCCACACCUUAUGUGGCCAAGAUUUCUGCCCUCUGGGAGAACCCGGAAUCAGGAGAGCUGAUGAUGAGCCUCUUGUGGUAUUACAGACCAGAGCACUUACAGGGAGGCCGCAGUCCCAGCAUGCACGAGCCUUUGCAGAAUGAAGUCUUUGCAUCGAGACAUCAGGACCAGAAUAGUGUGGCCUGCAUUGAAGAGAAGUGCUACGUGCUGACCUUUGCUGAGUACUGCAGAUUCUGUGCCAUGGCCAAGCGUCGAGGCGAGGGUCUCCCCAGCCGAAAGACAGCACUGGUGCCCCCCUCUGCGGACUACUCCACCCCGCCACACCGCACAGUGCCCGAGGACACGGACCCUGAGCUGGUGUUUCUUUGCCGCCACGUCUAUGACUUCCGCCACGGCCGCAUCCUCAAGAACCCACAGUAGCCCCCUCACGCCCACUCUGGGGCUGCCCACGGGCAAGUGGGGUUCAGGGCAGGGGGCACUGCUUGAAGCACAGCACUUGGUUAAGGGGCCACAGGAGCCUGAGGUGGCUAGCCUGUGGUUCUCUUGUGGGGGGAGGGCGGGGGCCCCUAUGGGUUUGGGCCCUAUGGGAGGGAAGGGGAGGCCAGGGUAUAAGAAAAGCAUCAGAGCCCUCAGCUUGGCCCAGGGUGCCUCUCUGUGGUCCCCUGGGCAGAGGCUCCUGAAGAAGCAGUCUUCCCUGAGGCUGGGCCAAGCCUUAGGGGCAUGGCCCCUGCGGGGAUUGGGGGAAGGUCCUUCAGGAACCAGGCCCUUCUUUAUCCUCCCCUGGGCCCUUCAGGGGGGAGUGGGAGCCAGCUUUACCUCACCCACUGUGACCCGCUGCUUCCCCAUUAGCCUGGGACCAGGCUCUCCCAGAUUUUAGCACAGCUCUGAGCUCAUUCCUUUGAGGCCUAGGGAGCCAAAGUCUGACUCCCAGAGCAUUGACUUUCUCUUCCUGGACUUGGGGCCUUUCUCUGGCAUUCCUCCUUUGCCCCUGCAGUAGCCCCUGGUGCUGGGACAAGUUACCAGCCCUCGCAGUCAUGGGUGUGGCCCCCUGGUGGGAGUCAGCUUCCUGUCCACCUCCUGGUGAAGGCCACCCAGCAGGUCUGGCCUCCCAGAAAUUAACUGAUCAACAUGGGGUUUGUCAUGUCUGGGAGAGCAGAAGGGAGCUGGGAGGGGGUGGGGGCAGGGGGCAAGGAAAAUUGCUACCUGAUUUAUUGAAGAUUUUUCCUCUUGCCUUACACUUGGGAGGUUUAGGAAACCUCUUGCAGAACUUCACACAUGACUUUUCAAGCCACACCCACCUGAAAUCAAACCAAAGGAGUGCUGUGGCUCCCCUUGCCCUGCCACCUCUUACCCUAGUCUUUUGUAGAUUGCACUAAUUUACAUCCCAGCGAGAAUCAACACUGUAUCAGUCCACAGACCUGCUGAGCUGCAGCCACUCACUCUAGGAGCUACGGACCUGCAUUUUCAGUUUGUUCCUGUUGCCCAGGGGCCCUGUUCUCACCUCAUGCUGCUCCCCAGAGUAGAUUAGGAGACUCAGCCCCCUGCUAUACUUGCCAGAACUAGGCCCUGGCCCUGGGGCACUCUGUGUGGCGGCUGGAGCAGUCUGGUUCUUUCCUAUAUGUACCAAAGAGGAGCCUGGUGGGGAGAGGGAGUGUGGCUGGGCCAGUGC
Molecule: messenger RNA, 3754 nt
Organism: Kogia breviceps (pygmy sperm whale)
Lineage: Eukaryota; Metazoa; Chordata; Mammalia; Artiodactyla; Physeteridae
Gene: BAHD1
Product: bromo adjacent homology domain containing 1
Biological process (GO): heterochromatin formation; negative regulation of DNA-templated transcription
Cellular component (GO): chromatin silencing complex
Molecular function (GO): transcription cis-regulatory region binding; chromatin binding
Source: RefSeq, a predicted model, not a curated record